This is a messenger RNA of Strongylus vulgaris, 635 nucleotides long. NCBI's taxonomy places the organism in Eukaryota, Metazoa, Nematoda, Chromadorea, Rhabditida, Strongylidae. The record is from the annotation of a GenBank genome assembly.
AUGUUUAGAUAUGAGAAACAGCUCAAAACUGCUCAGAAACUUGGAAUUAGAAAAGCGCUAGUUCUCGCAUUGGGCGCUGCACUUCCGCUUUCUCUCUUGUUCUUCGCAACGGCAAGUUUGUUAGAUACAUUCGGAAAUUCGAGGUUUGGAACUAAACUGGUCCUUGAGGGCAGAAUGACGCCGGGAUCAAUUUUCGGUGUUUUCUGGGCAGUACAAGUUGGCACUCGAAGAUUGGGUGAGAGUCACUCUCAGAUGGGAGCGAUUAUCAGUGCGAAACUAGCUAUUGCUGAUAUUUUUGCUAUUAUUGACAGAACGCCAGAAAUAGACUGUACGCAAGAGGAUGGCUUCAGCAAAGAAAAAAUUAAAGGAGUAAUAAGCUUUAAUAACGUUCACUUUUCAUAUCCCUCACGACCUUCAGUGGAAGUACUCAAAGAUGUCAGCUUUGAAGUAAAACGUGGAGAAAGCAUUGCAUUAGUUGGACACUCCGGAUGCGGAAAAUCUACUAUUGUUUCACUGCUACUGCGGUACUACGAGCAGAAUUCUGGAAUGGUAAAUAGUUACACUGAUCUUUAUAUAAGCUUAAUGUAUUGCCUACAAAAUCAUUUAAAUUGGAGAAAAGGAAAAGAACUGUGAAA